UUUGUUUGCGCUUUGACAGUUUGACACGCUCCGAUCUCGUAAAACAAAAAUUUUGUUAUAAUAAAAGGUUUACGUGAUAAAAAGGAUUAAUUAGUUAUAAUUUAGUAUAUUUAAGUUAAUCAUAUUGAACAUAUUUAUUAACUAUAAUGGCAGAUGUUUUGGAUAUUGAAAAUUCAGAGGAAUUUGAAGUCGACGAAGAUGGAGAGCAGGGAAUCGCUCGUCUGAAGGAAAAGGCGCGAAAACGUAAAGGUCGUGGUUUCGGAUCUGAAGGUGGUGGACAAGCUGAGAGGGGAAAUAGGGGAAGAUAUGACAGUUUAGCCCCAGAAGGUGACGGUAACACACCAGGACCACAGAGAUCAGUGGAAGGUUGGAUUUUAUUUGUCAGUAAUGUACACGAAGAAGCGCAGGAGGAAGAUAUUCAGAAUCAAUUCUCAGAAUUUGGAGAGAUUAAAAACAUACAUUUAAAUCUGGAUCGUCGUACCGGUUUCCUCAAAGGAUAUGCGCUAGUUGAAUAUGAAACAUACAAGCAAGCAGCUAGUGCACGCGAAGCCCUAGAUGGGGCUGAUAUCUUGGGACAAUCAAUUUCAGUGGAUUGGUGCUUCGUUAAAGGCCCCACAAAGGGGCACAAGAAGCGACGAUAGUUCUAGUGUAACAGUAUAUUUAUAUUCCAAGAGUAUGUGUUUUAUAUUUAAAUAAAAAUUCUGACCGUC
Messenger RNA from Colias croceus (clouded yellow), 710 nucleotides. It is a transcript of the gene tsu, whose product is annotated as RNA-binding protein 8A. Gene Ontology annotation, biological process: RNA splicing. Gene Ontology annotation, cellular component: nucleus; cytoplasm; exon-exon junction complex. The transcript has 5 exons. NCBI's taxonomy places the organism in Eukaryota, Metazoa, Arthropoda, Insecta, Lepidoptera, Pieridae. The record is from RefSeq and is a predicted model, not a curated record. Gene Ontology annotation, molecular function: mRNA binding. Bases 147 to 641 code for a protein of 164 amino acids.